ACAGAAAUGAAAGUAAUUUGAUAAAGUUUUAAUAUUAUUAGACUAUUGUCUCUUUUUUUAAGAAAUGCAAAGCAAUGGUAUGUAUGAUAGCCAGGAGAUUUGCACAUUACCAAAUGGCCCUAUCAGGUGUAUAUUUUUCUGUGAGUUUCAUCCAACUGUGGGCCCAAUUAUAUCCUGCCAGAUUCCAGAGAAUUAUAUCAGCAAAGAACUUUUUGACAGUAUUAGUGUAUACAUUAUAACAAAAGCUGAAUUGCGGAAGAGUACAAUCACUGUGACAUUGGAUGAUUACAAGAUUUUGGGCUUCCCAGUGCGUAUUGAUGACAAGAAGUAUCCUAGGAAUGCAUAUCACUUUAAUUUAUGUUUUGUGUGUGAUAGCAACUCAAGGACUGUUCACUAUGAGCCAGUUGUCAUGAAAUUUUCCGAAUAUUUAAUGGCAAUGGAAAUAGAGAGUAGUUUUCUGUCCUCAAAACAGUGUUCAAAGAAAUUGGCGCCCAUUUUAACUCAAGUGCUUGAGAAAUUGAAUACAAAUGGAGAGUGCGCUUUAACUGAAGGUCCAACAGCAACGCACUUGAAAGUGGUGAAGAUACACAAAGAUCCAAUUCAAGUGGCCGAUCAUCAAGUGCCGGUAUUGGUAAGAUCGUUACCCGAUCAGCAAUGGGACCUGACGACACAUGCAGUCGCACCUUAUAUAGAUGGUUUCAAUCAUGUUGCAAGGAUAGCUACUCUCUCUGGUGUAGAGAAUAAUCUAGUCAAAGCAUGUGUACAAAAUCUUCUCUACUACAGAGUGGUAGCUCUGGUGCCUCUAUUCCAAUAUGGGAACGUCUAUUGCACGACAUCGAAACUGAAGUAUUUGGCUCAAGAUUCGGAAAUCCAGGAUAGAUGCUUGAGGUAUGUGGCAAAGUCUCCUCGCCAGAUGCCCACCCUGAGGGAUGUCUUCAGGAUGUAUGCAGCUAUGACCAGAGGCACAAGGAUUAAAGACUUGUGUUUGAGGAUGAAUCCUUCGUCGAUGUGGAUUAAUGAGAGAAAGUUGGUACAAUUUGGGGUGCUGGAGGGAUUGAUACGAAGAGUACACAAGUAUCCAGUAUUGUUAGGAGACAGUAACGUUCUACAAAAGACUUUGAACGGAAGUGCUAGUCUAGAUGAAAUCUGCUGCUCAACGGGAGUCAGUGGACAGCAAUUAGAAGAUCAAAUGGAUAGAGAUCAUAACGUUGUAUUAUUAUUUAAAUAA
Molecule: messenger RNA, 1228 nt
Organism: Nicrophorus vespilloides
Lineage: Eukaryota; Metazoa; Arthropoda; Insecta; Coleoptera; Silphidae
Gene: Nprl2
Product: nitrogen permease regulator 2-like protein
Exons: 4
Coding region: 65-1228 (387 amino acids)
Biological process (GO): cellular response to amino acid starvation; negative regulation of TORC1 signaling; positive regulation of autophagy
Cellular component (GO): GATOR1 complex; vacuolar membrane
Molecular function (GO): GTPase activator activity
Source: RefSeq, a predicted model, not a curated record